AAAAUAUUUAUUGGGUAUGUGUACGUGACACGUGCACAUCCUGGGAUAUACUUCUCCAGACUUUGGUUUGUGUAGGCAACGCUUGACUGUCCAUAGCUAACUUGGUGAACUCUCAAUGUUGUUGAAAUGACCCAAGGACACUACAGCUGCGGAUAACCCGCAGGACCUAAUGGUGGCGCUGGGAAUCUGGAUUCAGGUAGGGCUUUUCAGCAAGGCUAAUGCUAAGGGUUAGAGACACAUAGCACCCCCUACAGCGAGUGCGAAUAAGAGGCUGACAGAAUCACGUGGCUUCCUCCUACCAAUAGCAAAGUAACAAUCGCUUCCUCUGUUCCCCAUGGAAACAACACCGCCCUCAAUGAUCCUCCCGCCCCUUCAGCGCUUGAGGUUUUGGUCUUUCAUUGAAAAUUCCGGAUGACAAUCAAACAUCCGCUUCUUCUGGCUGGACAGUUGGCGUCCGUGAAGCGAGUGACUACGCUGACUGGUCCAGAUGCGAAGGCUGGCUUAUUUUCACCCAAUGUUGCUUCUUUGGGGCGGGAUCUAGCGAAGACUCAGGGCCAAUCAGCGGCGACGUCGCUUGUGCGACUCCACGUCGGCAGCAGCUACGGGCAAGAUGGAGGCGCUGAUUUUGGAGCCCUCCCUGUACACUGUCAAGGCCAUCCUGAUUCUGGACAAUGACGGAGACCGACUCUUCGCCAAGUACUAUGACGACACCUACCCCAGUGUCAAGGAGCAAAAAGCCUUUGAGAAGAACAUUUUCAACAAGACCCAUCGGACGGAUAGUGAAAUCGCCCUGUUGGAAGGGCUGACAGUGGUCUAUAAAAGCAGCAUUGAUCUCUAUUUCUAUGUGAUCGGCAGCUCCUAUGAAAACGAGCUGAUGCUCAUGGCUGUUCUGAACUGCCUCUUCGACUCCCUGAGCCAGAUGCUGAGAAAAAACGUAGAAAAGCGAGCUUUGCUGGAGAACAUGGAGGGGCUCUUCUUGGCUGUGGAUGAAAUUGUAGAUGGAGGGGUGAUCCUAGAGAGCGACCCCCAGCAAGUGGUGCACCGGGUAGCUUUGAGGGGUGAAGACGUCCCCCUUACAGAGCAGACCGUGUCUCAGGUAUAUCUCUUCUCUCUUCAUCCCCCCAGUGGAUUUGAAUUCGGGGGGAAUUUCCCAAACUGACAAUCCUCUAGGGCCUUAGAGAGCUUCCUCCUAUUCUUCCACCCUUGGGAUUUUCUAUCCCCUGUUCUUCUAAGGAGAGGGAAGGCAAGUGUGGGGAAGGAGAGCCUCAGCCUGCUCACUCCCUGCGGUUUGCAAGCCCCCCUCAGUGCUGCCUUUGUCUCCACAGGUGCUGCAGUCAGCCAAAGAGCAGAUCAAAUGGUCCCUCCUUCGGUGAAGGUGUUCUGAGCCCAGUUCCUUGCCCCUCAAAGCCCACAUCUGCUGUGACUUCUUAUCCAGGCCCCCCAACUUACGUCCUUAGGGUCAUCUUGGAGAAUUGCAAUGGAUUCUUGUGUCUCAUACUUUCUGGGGUUCUUUCCCCUCCCUCUCAUGAGAGUAAAGUCCCCAGCAUAUUUGAGUGAGUCAGAGAAAACACCCUCGUCCUACUUACACUGGUCUCGUCCCCCCUAUCCCCCCCUCAAAUCCCCCAUUCUCUCCUUGGUUUCUUGGCCCUUUACUGUGGCUGUACUUUAGAUCAACAAAGUAAGAGAAAGAAUGUGCUGAGUGUUUUCUUCCCUGUGCCUUAAGGGCCCUCAUCCCAGCAGCCCAUAUAUCCAGCAAAGGGAGGACUACUAUCUUCAGCACAAGUGGGUUUGGAGUGGCAGAGGCCAUAUGUUCUUUGCCGCAGCUUCUCUCCUUCCUGCUGCCCUAUCCUCUGCCUUAGAAGAAAUGGGAACACCUUAUAGGGAGUGGACAGAGCUGCAGAGGAACCGUGAUUUAAAGGCUCUUGGAGUUAUGAAGUGCAUCCUCUACCCUGAUCUGGCCUUCAGCCUCCAAGCUGCUAUACCUGCACGUGGUCCUGAGAACAUCUCUCUAGGUCUGUACCACACCUCUCUGCCUGUAUCACCUGUGAGAUCUUUGCCUGGUGUGGCCUCUGUCACCCUGGAGCAAAACCAGACCUUGGAACUAAAACUACUUUAGUCCCUAGAAAAGUUUAUGCUCAGAACUGAGGAAGGAAAGGGCCUAAUGGUGUUUGCCUUGCUGUGUUCCUUCUACUCAGCGUCACACUCACAUUCCUCUGCCUUGGUUCUACAAUCUGCUGUUGAGUUCCCCCUCUCUGCAUCAGUCUUCCCUAGAAGCAGGGGGUCUGGUGCAGUGCCUUUCCUCUGAGGCUUGGAUUCCUGUUCUUGGGUGUAAUGUUGCCCCUUGACCCCACAUCCCUGUGAAAAUGACUUGGAAAAAAAAAAAAAACGUUUCUGAGCAAGCAUUCUGCUUCAUGCAUUGGCUGAAGUGGGCAGACUGAAGGCGGCCUCUGCAAGAAAUGGAGUCAGGCGAAGUCCACCUUGUACACUGCUGUGCAGCAGAGGAAUAAAGAAUCUCUUCCAAA
Molecule: messenger RNA, 2522 nt
Organism: Rattus norvegicus (Norway rat)
Lineage: Eukaryota; Metazoa; Chordata; Mammalia; Rodentia; Muridae
Gene: Copz1
Product: coat protein complex I subunit zeta 1
Biological process (GO): intracellular protein transport; vesicle-mediated transport; retrograde vesicle-mediated transport, Golgi to endoplasmic reticulum
Cellular component (GO): COPI vesicle coat; membrane coat; Golgi membrane
Source: RefSeq, a predicted model, not a curated record